AUGUCAGACUUGUAUUUUAACUUGCGAAUGGCAAGCAAACAAUUCGAACGACAAAGUAAAAAGAGUGAAAAAGAACAAGCAAAACAACGAUUAAAAGUCAAACAAGCUCUCGAAAAGGGAAAUGUAGAAGCUGCUCGUAUUCAUGCUUCCAAUGCAAUUCGGUUAGGAAAUGAAGCAAAUAAUUUUCUUCGUUUAUCAUCUCGUCUAGAUGCUGCAGCAAGUAGAGUGAAACAAGCAGAUAUGAUGAAUACAGUAGCCAAAACAUUAGGAACUGUUGUAAAAGGUCUCGAUAAGGCUCUUGAAACUUUGGAUACUGAAAAAAUUGGUACAAUUAUGGAUAAAUUUGAACAACAAGUGGGUGAUGUGGAUGUAACUGUUCAAUACAUGGAAUCAAGUAUGAAUGCAGUAACAAGUACCAAUACACCAGAGGAUGAAGUCAAUUCUCUCAUGGCACAAGUCAUUGAUGAAAAUAACAUGGAUCUCGAUCAAACACUUUCACUUGCUAAGGUUGGAAAGGACGCUAUUAGUGAAAUUCAAGCAGAAUCUCUUAAAAAAGAAGUUGAAAAACAACGAGAGAAAAAGAAAGCAAUACUUUUGUAA
This is a messenger RNA of Naegleria lovaniensis, 600 nucleotides long. RefSeq lists its product as uncharacterized. The coding region runs from base 1 to 600 and encodes 199 amino acids. Lineage: Eukaryota; Heterolobosea; Eutetramitea; Acrasida; Naegleriidae. The transcript has 4 exons. Gene Ontology annotation, cellular component: ESCRT III complex; multivesicular body. Gene Ontology annotation, biological process: endosome transport via multivesicular body sorting pathway; late endosome to vacuole transport; protein transport. The record is from RefSeq and is a predicted model, not a curated record.